GCUCAGUCCACUCUGGAGAUGACAGCAGGAGCUCCGCGCCUCUGCCUCGGCCUCGCUCUCCUGCUCAGAUGCGUCACCCUGCUGGCUCUCCCGCCGCACAGUCCGGGGAUGCAGGACGCUUUGGAUGCGACGGAAACGGCCAGGCAGAAGCAGGACGCUCUGUUCUAUCUCAAGGAUAUACCCCGACCAGCGGAGGCUCCACAGAAGAAGGCUCCUCAGUUUAUGCUGGAUCUUUUUAACGCGGUCUCAGUCGCCGAUGGGACCCCGAAAAGCCAGACGGACAUUCUGGAAGGAAACACGGUGCGGAGUUUGAACGAUAAAGGUCAGGCUGGAGACAGUUUUCACUUCUUUAACUUGUCAUCUGUCGGCAGAGAAGAGAGAAUGAUCAAAGCGCAGUUCCGCUGGUUCCGAAAGAAAAGGAAGUUUUACCUUGGAAAGUUGCACAUUCCUCAUUUCUACAAGGUGGAUCUGUAUGAGGUGCUGGACAACUGCGUGAAGCCAUGUCGAGGAAACCUCAUCACCUCCAGACUGGUGCCGCUCUACACUCAAGGAUGGGAGGUCUUCAAUGUCACUCAAAUGGUAUCCAAGUGGAUCCAGAACAGUGAGGAGAACAACGGCAUCCUGGUGGUGACUGCACUUCCGUCUGGUAGCUGGAUGGAGUCUGCGUUGUAUUCAUCUAAGCAGGAUGUAGAGCUGAUGGAUACGAGCACCUACCUGGUCAUAUUCUCACAAGACAGGCGGGCCGGAGCGUCAAACCAGUCGUACUUUGGACAAACCCAACCUGAACCAGCUGCCCCCGAGCACCGCGACCACCGCAGCAGAAAGCCACGUGCGUCUCCGGGUAUCGCGCCGCUCGACCAGCACUGCCAGCGCAUUUCCCUGUUCGUCGACUUCGAAGAGAUCGGCUGGUCGGGCUGGAUCAUCUCUCCCCGUGGAUACAACGCCUACCACUGCACGGGCUCCUGCCCCUUCCCGCUGGGGGUGGGCGUCAGAGCGACGAACCACGCCACAGUGCGUUCUAUCAUGCACGCGCUCAAGGUCGCUAGAGAUGACGUGGAGGCGCCCUGCUGCGUGCCCGACACGCUCCAGUCCAUGAGUCUGUUAUAUUUUGACGAUGAGGAGAACGUGGUUUUGAAGCAGUAUGACGACAUGAUGGCGUUAAGCUGUGGUUGUCAUUAAGCGCCCGUGUGUCUCCGGGAACAGUAGGGGUAAAGGUAUUCCUGAGUUUCUACAGUUUCGGUAUUUUUGCUGGUAUUCAGCUGAGUAAUGAAGUAACCAUUCAUCAGCAGUCCUUUUACUAGCGCAGCUCAAGAAUCAAGACUGCCAAACAGAUGCCAAUAAUAUGGUUGCCAACAUGCCAACAUUUAAUGAUCUUUAGUUGUUCUGCGUAUCUUCUUUUUUUUAUAUAUAUUCUGAUUUUUAUAUUGUGCCCCUGAAGCGCCCACUUCAGGUUCUUCUGUGACACUGAUGUCCACGAGGCCGAGUCAGCCCAUGUGGUUUGUCCCAUAAAAUAAUUACUUUUUUAUCUGGAAUUAUGUUACUGGUGCUCUGGCAAACAUACAGUAAACUUUCUUUGUUGAUUUAUUAUCUUCACUGUUUUGGUCUUUAAGGGUAGCCUACAUUAAAAUGUUGAAAAAUGCUC
Messenger RNA from Archocentrus centrarchus (flier cichlid), 1642 nucleotides. RefSeq names its product bone morphogenetic protein 2. Gene Ontology annotation, cellular component: extracellular region. The transcript has 5 exons. Gene Ontology annotation, molecular function: growth factor activity; cytokine activity. The coding region runs from base 19 to 1179 and encodes 386 amino acids. NCBI's taxonomy places the organism in Eukaryota, Metazoa, Chordata, Actinopteri, Cichliformes, Cichlidae. The record is from RefSeq and is a predicted model, not a curated record.